AUGGAGACGGCUCGCCGGAGACGUGCUGGAGCCGCCGGCCCUGCCUUCGCUUCGGCCAUCCUUGUGAUCUUCGCCUUCUCAUGUGUGGAAUCUAAACCGGCGCGGGCGCGAACGCCAGAGCAUGCGCCUGGACCGGCGUCGGCACCUGCCCAUGCGCCUGGGUCGGCGCCGGAGCCUGCCCAUGGGCCUCAUCCGGCGGUAGCCUCUCAUGCUCUGUUCAACUACAAGGACAAAGACCCAACUGGUCCCGACAAAUGGGCCAAGCUGAAUAAGGGCUGGGCUGCCUGUGGCGACGGCAAGAAGCAGUGCCCGAUCGACAUCUGCAAAGUGGAGAUCAACAAGGACAUGGGCCCUCUAGACCAGGCCUACAAGUCAAGCGCAUGCACACUGGAAAACCGCGGGCACGACUUCAUCCUGCAAUGGAAAGGUGGGAAUGGCAAGUUGACGAUCGAGAAGAAGGAUUACGUGCUCCAGCAGGUACACUGGCACGUACCCUCGGAGCACACCGUCAAUGGCACCAGGUUCGACAUGGAGUUGCACAUGGUUCACGAGGACUCCAGCAAGGCGCGCGCCGUCAUCUCCGUGCUCUACUCCACCAAAGAGGCCGGCGACCCCGACAAGACGCUGACUGAUCUGGCGCCGUAUUUCAAGAGGCUCGCCGGCAAGUACAACGAGGACGAGGAUGUGAAGGAGCCCGUUGAUCCGUCCGUCUGGGUCGACAAGGCCUCGAGCUACUACAGAUACGACGGCUCCCUCACCACUCCGCCUUGCACCGAAGGGGUUCUUUGGAACAUCCUCAGCAAGGUGAAACACGUGUCAAAAAAGCAUAUCAAGAUGAUGGAGUCGGUGAGCGAGAAACCUCAGCCAAAUGCCCGGCCGGCUCAGAAAAUGAAUGAUCGAGUUGUUCGCUACUUCGAAGGCAAAGAAGCAAAAGAUUGACCAGCAAAGGGUGCUAAGAAAGAGAAGAAAGCUUAAGUAGGGGUAAUGCUCUCCAGGGCUGUGGAGCUGUGGCUCCAUUUGCCCUCCGAUUCAGCUCCGAGGUUUGAGCCGAGCUUAACUAUAAGCACAUACACCCUCUAUAACUAAAUAUAAGGCGUGUUUGCAGUUCAAAAACGUCUUAUAUUUAGUUGCGGAGGUAGGGCGAAAUACUCACAAAAGGAAGAAUUUCAAAAUAUUUUCCUUUUACGGUAGAAAUUCAGGAUAACUGGUGCAAAGUAAUACACCUACGAGCCAAUGAGUCAGUUCUUUCAUCUGCCGAUAUAUAUUUUUUGGCGGUCAUAUUUCCAUUAUAGUUAAAGCUGCAGCUGUGGACGGCGAAACAGCGGACCCAAUGGUGGAUAUCAUGGAUUUUCUUCAUCUCUUUGCUGCUAUGUUGCAAAGGAGAUGGGGGAAUUGAGAUGCAAAAGUUUGUUAACAUGGGCCAUAUUGAUACGGAGAGAAAAACUUUCAAUAUUGCACCUUGUAUUCUUUUUGUGGAGGUGUAAACCAAUUAUUGCUAGUAGAAUUUUUUUUCAUGAGAAUGUAUCAUCAUUUAUGUGAGCAUUUCUCUGUUGGACUGAGUGAAGGGCUCACCUGGUCAGUAGGGGACGUUUUUAUGAAGAUUCGAUAUGUUGAACAAAGAUAUCCAAAAUAUAGUUGGAAUCUAAGGGA
Messenger RNA from Aegilops tauschii subsp. strangulata, 1650 nucleotides. RefSeq names its product alpha carbonic anhydrase 7-like. The record is from RefSeq and is a predicted model, not a curated record. NCBI's taxonomy places the organism in Eukaryota, Viridiplantae, Streptophyta, Magnoliopsida, Poales, Poaceae. Gene Ontology annotation, molecular function: carbonate dehydratase activity; zinc ion binding. Gene Ontology annotation, biological process: one-carbon metabolic process.